GCAGCAAAAAGACCGCCCGUUGAAGAGACGGCCGGAUUUCUACAGACAUUACUGACCAAUCAUGGGCCCAAUUAUCUGGAAAAACUGUUCGGCAAUAAAGCGAGGGAUGCGUUGGCCCCACUCGGAGGAGCACAUAAAGUAGCCGUUGCCCUCUCAGAGAGUGAGACGUUAGAUGACUUUGGAAAGGCACUGCAUUUGAUGAGAAGUGACCUGGAGCACCUGCGAAACGUGUUCAUGGCGGUCGAGUCUGGCGAUGUGGGUCUACUGAAAUCCCUGGGCAUCAGAGACACGGAAUUAGCGGAUCUGAAGCUAUUUCUCGAUAAGUUAGUCAGCACUGGAUUCAUGGAUUAGGUGCUGACAUGAGAUUGUUUGUCAUAUAUUGUCAUAAACCUCAUGAAUGCAUAACAAUACAAACAGUUUAUAAAUUAGAGGUUUAAUUGUAAAAACAGGUUUCUAUGAUAGCAACUCAGCUUUUUCUGUUUAUUUUCCGUAUAUUUUCAAUGACUUCUAAAAUAUUCAGUGACAUUUUUAUAUACAAAAACAUAUGGCAUAAGAUAUUAUAUUCUUAAUCGCAAUUCUAAUCAUAUUUUACUAAUCGGUUUGUCAAGUGAUUCGUGUUAUAAGAGUUCAAACAAAUUUCUUAUUAAGAAAUAUACAAUUAAUUUGAUUACAACUAAAUUCAAUUUAUAAUACAUUUCGUGACAGUGUGUUAAGGGGUUUGGGAGCACAGGAAAGACAAAGUGAUUUAUAUUUGAAAGAAAAAUGAAAGCCACGACUCGUGAAAAAAUAUAUUUAUAUUUAUAUUAGUUGUUAGUGUUUUUAGGUGACAUUUAUUUUGUGUGUCCGUAUGAUUUAUAACUCUCCCCGAGAUAUCUAUUUUGAUUAAAGUAGUGAAUAAAUUCUGGAAAUAAAUUAUCAAAAGUCAAUUUACAGAUAAUUAUUAAAAUUCCUGUAAAUACUGUAAUGAUUUACUUCCAUUUGAAUCCCAUUAUGGCUGUAAUAACAUUAGCUAUAAAUUAUUAUUAAUAUGGCUAUUAUGAGAAUAGAUAUUUUAUUUGAUCAAAAU
Oppiella nova is the source of this 1066-nucleotide messenger RNA. Lineage: Eukaryota; Metazoa; Arthropoda; Arachnida; Sarcoptiformes; Oppiidae. The record is from the annotation of a GenBank genome assembly.